This is a messenger RNA of Prunus armeniaca (apricot), 489 nucleotides long. The record is from the annotation of a GenBank genome assembly. Lineage: Eukaryota; Viridiplantae; Streptophyta; Magnoliopsida; Rosales; Rosaceae.
AUGCCUUAUAUUUUUCAACAACCAAAGGAGGAGAAUCGAGAAUCCACCACUGCUCAAACUCUCAAUUCUUUUCCCCAGGACAUCACUCUGCAUCAAAACGACUGGUCGCCAGUGAAAAGCAACCGGUCGCCCCCCUUCGUUCUUCAAAUACAGAGAACCUUCUUCACAACGACCGGUCGCCAAAGGAAAACGAUAGGUUAUCUCCACGCUGUCAAAAUCAGGAGGAGGAAACUAAACUGUUUUAUGAGAUUUUGCCCGCUUCAGCUCCAGUAUCACACCAAUCACCUGCUGAGGAAGUCAUUCAGGAAUGCAGUUGAUCGGAUCUUAAGAUAUUUAAAGUCAGCCCCUGGGAAAGGAUUAAUGUUCUCAAAAAAUGAAGAUCUUGAAGUUGUUGGAUAUACAGAUGCUGAUUGGGCUGGUUCCAUUACAGAUAGACGCUCUACUUCUGGUUACUUUACAUUCGUGGGAGGUAACCUAGUCACCUGGUAG